This is a messenger RNA of Perkinsus marinus ATCC 50983, 174 nucleotides long. RefSeq lists its product as hypothetical. The record is from RefSeq and is a predicted model, not a curated record. Bases 1 to 174 code for a protein of 57 amino acids. The transcript is spliced from 3 exons. NCBI's taxonomy places the organism in Eukaryota, Perkinsozoa, Perkinsida, Perkinsidae.
AUGCCGGGAAACCCGAGCGAGCGUGUCACUGUGGGCAUCGUGUGUGCCCUAGUGGUCCAUCACGGUUCCUACCUUCAGUACAGGUCCCUUGCUCGGGCCAAGGAGUGUGCGUUCGUAACCGCCUAUAUCAAAGGCCUAGAGAAGGCUCAUCUAGAGGUCUACAGGGCCCAGUAA